Messenger RNA from Plutella xylostella (diamondback moth), 5593 nucleotides. Its product is annotated as protein FAM135A. The record is from RefSeq and is a predicted model, not a curated record. Lineage: Eukaryota; Metazoa; Arthropoda; Insecta; Lepidoptera; Plutellidae. Gene Ontology annotation, biological process: lipid metabolic process.
AGUGCCCCAGUGUCGGCCGCGCCGCCGCCGCGGUCAUGGAGCCAUGAGCGACCUGCAGGCCACCUUCGAAUUCUCCAUCGAGCUCUACAAAUUCUACAAUGUGGACCUCUUCCAGAGAGGCCUAUACCAGGUCCGGGUCGGCCUCCGGGUGUCUCCGAAGGUGCCAGUCCACAUCGAGGCCUCAGUCGCGAGCUCCAACGCCGCGGCGCGCGCCGGCCGCCCCGCCGCCGCCGCCGCGCUGGUCGGCGGGCUGGCCGCGUCGAGAGCCUUCCAGAUUAUGUAUAGGAAUGAGGAGGUCACGCUGAGGGAUGUCGCGCAUUUUAGGGCGCAUUUGUUGGUCGACAGCCGCAACCUCAAAGAGUCCCUCGAGCGAGCGGAAUGGAGCCUCGGAGUGGAGCUCUGGUGCUCCGAGGGCGCCCAGUCCGCCACCCUGGCUCCAGUCGCCUGUCGCGUGUUGAAGCUGCACUUCCAACCAGCCCAGGGCCUGCACUACCACCUGCCUGUGCUGUUUGACUACUUCCAUCUGGCUUCAGUGUCUAUUACUAUCCAUGCCAGCCUGGUGGCGCUGCAUCAGCCGUAUAUCAAGAAGAGCAUCAUGCACUACGUUCAAAGCUGCACGCCCCGGUCCAGCAAGCAGUGGGGCAAGCUGAUGAAGGGCGCGGGCGGGUUCAGCGCGCCGGGCGGGCUGGAGCAGGCGCUGUUCGGGUCCAGUGCCAAGUGCACGGGCAGCAACUCCGGGAAGAUCGCUCAUGCCAGACAAGUCCACGCGGAGGUCUGCGGCAUCCUGCUCGGUUCACUAGAAGGCCUCCAGAAUGCCCUGUCAGUCUGCGGCUCCACGGGAGCACUCCUGACUCCUGAAGAGACCAGCUCCAACUCCAUCGUGGGGGAGGUGGCGCAGCGGCUCAAGGAUCUUAGUGAGAUGGGCAGGAAGUCCGAAGCGCACGGCGAGGACGAGGAGUGGGCGAUGGGCGCCGCGCACGACAUCGCGCGCCUCUGUGCCGAGGUCACGCUGCGGUGGCGCGCCUUCCUGCACCACACGACUGACCGACCCCAUGUUCAUCAUGCCUUGGCUGCGAGACACCAUGCUUUACGCAUAAAGCGCUUCGCGGAGUGCUUCUUCGUGCUGGACAACCCGCGGCACUCGCUGGCCGGCUGCUACGACGGCCACUACCAAUCGUACCAGAGCGUGGGCGAGGCGGCGCGCCGCUCGCGCUACCUGGCGCUGCUGCCGCCGCUGCCGGUGCACUGCAUCGCGCUGGAUGGGGAUCCGCAUAUCAUGCCGAUUAUAUUUGAGGAUAGAUACCAAGACACUGCAGAAUUUGCGAGACGACGGUCAGUUUUGACAACCACCUCAAGCAAAUCCGGCAGUGAUCCGUUCCUCAACUCAGACGCGGUGGAUGACUGCGCCUGCAGUGUGACGUCACUCAUGGACUCCCGAAGACCAUCCUCCGAGGCAUCGAGAGUCACCCUCACAUUACCCAAAACCCUCAUGGAUGUCCUCGACCCUCAGUUCAGCUCGCAAAAGUCAAACGUCAUGCAAGCCACGCUGACCCUCGCGCCCCAAAAGUCAGCUGGCAAUUCUCCUAAACGAGCGUUAGUGAAACAAAAUCUGGUUGAGCUCAGUAAACCCCAAAAUAAACAACUCGAGCUUACCGGCCGGAACAGAUACAUAGUUCAAAACAAUCAAAUUAGUGAGAUUCAGCUUCCCCCAAACAAUUCAUUUUCUUCGUGCCCCAUUCAGCAAGGACAGCAGAUGUCGCGAUAUUCAGCUUCAACGCUACUGGACAUUAACGGCACAAGGUCCAAUACCAACGUUUCUCAGAUUGGAAAAGAGAAGGCUGAAAUUCACGGAGAGUUUCACCAGAGACAUCACAUCACGAGCGGAGUGAGCACCCUGCCGGCCAGACACAGCAAAUCACUCGACCAGCUCCGGAUGUCUCAAGUGGCUUCGUUCAACAACGCACAAGCCUUAUCCAAGGAAGUCAGAAACGGCUCCAACGUAUCCAUGAAUUACCCCAAGUCCUACGCGCCCCCUCAUCAAACCAAGCCCACCACCCUGCCCCGCAGCGUCACUACCACCGCCUACCCCACAAGCACCACCACAAGAUGCGCUAAAGGCGACGACUACAGAAGAAACAUUAACGAAUUCAGAGAAAAGUACAAAAACCCAUGCAACCUCAACAUGAAUCACAUGAGCGGUGAAGUAUUCCAUAACGUAGGCUAUAAGUAUGAUCAAAAUGUGGUGAAGGGUCAUCCCAAUCAAAUAUACGGUUAUGCAUUCGGAAAUCAGGGUAAUAUGCAAGUGAAUAACCUUAUUCGUAAUCCUUUAGAGUUUCAAAGAGGCUAUAAUGUAAAUUUACCCCGUCCCAUGUUGCCUCCGCGUAAUUCUUACCCACCCGUCAGUGGGAAAGCGCAAGUGACUGAACAAAAUAGCUUAGUUUCUAAUAAACACGUACACAGAUCUAAUUCUACACACGUGUUUCAUCAAAAUGUAGAGAAUCCAAAUAUUGAUAUUGAGGCGGCUCGAAAUCAACUAAGACAUGAACUGAAUUAUUAUUUACAAAAGGGUGAUUGGAGCUACGACUUCAACACUGGAAGUUUAAUACAAAAUUAUCAUAAAAAGUCAAGCAAAAGCAGCGAUGAUAGCGGCUUUGUUAUGACCUUAGAUAGGAGUAGCGAUGGAACGUCAAAAUCGACGUACUCAAAAACCCCUCCAUCUACUCCGCAUUCCACGAUGCCUUCGGUACGACAUAAAAAGAGUAGAUCGAAAGACAAACUUAAUCAAAAUGGGAAAGAUACAGCAAAACUAAAUUCUAGUCGAGACUCGUUAAGUAGUCAUCAUUCAAUAAGAUCAAGAGAUAGUAAAUCAGACAGGCAUACCUCUAAGUCUGAAAGGAGCACACCUAAAUCUGACCGAGGUACACCAAAAUCAGGUAAAGGUACUCCUAAAUCAGGCUGUAUAACACCAAAAUCUGGAUUAGCAACGCCAAAGUCUGGCAGAACAACUCCUAAAUCAGGGAUGGCUACACCAAAAAGUGGAAGAUCUAGUGGAAAACCUGAAAGACGAAGCAAACACAAAGCUUCGGAGAAAAUGACUCAAUUGAUGUCCGAAGCUGCUUCAACUUCUUCGAGUAAUGAAAGCAUACCCUUUGAGUUGAGGAGACUAGAAACAUCAGCAAGUGUUCCUUACAGCUUGGAUCACGGACCUGAGUUACUAAGACACUGCAGAAGUGCUGCUUCAGUUUUAGAUGAGCCAAACAUUAACACCACAUUCGGGUCAGAAUCUUUGCCUAACUUAGCACCACCGCCUGCAUUCGAAUCUCCACCGUUAGAUAUAGGGGACAAAGAUUUCAAAAUAAUGCCACCUGAUGUGUUUAAAAAUAAGAAUGAGAAGCGAAGUCGAAGUUGUUCGACGUCGAGUCUGAGUGAGCAGAGCGGGUGGGUGUCAAGCGGCCGCAGCUCUGGACCCUCUUCCCCAGAUGUGGCAAGUCAAUUAAACCAGGAGGUGCCUCCGCCACCCAUCAAACCUACAGCAACCAAACCAUCGAAACAUAAAGACGAUGGAAACUACGAAAGAGAAUCCCGGAAGAGAGAUGAUGAAACCAUUAAAGAAUUUAAGAGGACAAUUCUGAACGGAGAUCAGUUGAGGGAAAGACUGCUUAAACUUGCUGUAAAAGUAACCCAGAGCAAUCCUAAUGAGAAAAUUGAGUGUUGUGAUAAAGCUGUAUGUGAAGAAUGUACAAUAUGUAGCGACUCUAUAUGCACUGAUAGCCAAUGUGAGUUUAAUAAACUUAUGCAUGAUAAUGGAAUAGAUGCUGGAUGUAGUUCAGAUACUUCCAACUGCUGCUUCUCACAAUGCGCAGAAGUAAACGCUGCCAAGUUGAAUCAACGGCACAAUUCAUUCAGCGCUGUUCAAUGCAAAUCAUACAAUACUACACCCAAGCAUGGAUCAGAAGGGACUGUGAAAAAGUCGCAAACCAUCAGUGACAACCUCCAUCCUUACAUCCGUAAGGAAGUACAACCAAAACCCCAGAAGCAGCAGCAGCCGGCAGCCAAAUCUAGUACUCUGGACAAAACGAAAUUACGUGAUCGGAUAGAAUAUACGGAGAAGCUUAUCGCUGCUGAAAUCCUUAGUUUAGCUGUCGACCGUUCUUGCAAGUCUCAUAACGGUAAGAAACCGUCGGGUGCUGUAGGAUCCGUACAGAAGUACCACAACAAAGCGAGAUCUGAAGUAGACUUGUCUCACUUCAACGACAAUGACUACGAGCAUCUACCGCCACCUCAGCAAUUCCGUGAUGCGCCUCCACCGCCUGAACAGUUCAAGGUAACGCAGGACCCUCCGUCUAAGUCGCCGAAACUGAGUAGGCAGAGUAGUAAAGCAUCGACGCCUUCGAAGACGCCGCAGAGACAAGGGCCCUCUCAGCCUCUGCAACUUGAUAAUCCUCUUUACCAUGUUUGUGAAGGUAUAAUGGAAAGGAGAAAGUUGCGUCCGCAUCAGUCGAUAAACUCAGCGAUCACCCCGACCGCCAGCACUCUCAACAAGAGCCAGAGCACCGGCGAAUUGGCAAAUAGGAAUGAAAACGGUGGGAAAGAGAAACGAGAGAGCAACCUCGUCAGUAUCUUCGGCCUGGCGGAAUCAGAGAGACUAUUCGUGAAAUGCCGUGAGGAGUUCCGGCAGAGCGUCAAGUACCCGGGCGCCAUCUACUCGGACUUUCCGCCGCUUGAGAACUCGCUGCCUUACUUCCAUAUCAGUGACGAGUACAGAAUGUUUAACCCUGAAGGUCUCCACCUAAUAAUCUGCGUGCACGGCCUCGACGGCAACGCGGCGGACCUGCGCCUCGUGAAGACGUACCUGGAGCUGGGGCUGCCCGGAGCCAGGCUCGACUUCCUCAUGUCCGAGCGGAACCAGGGCGAUACGUUCUCGGACUUCGAUACAAUGACUGAUAGACUCGUCCAAGAGAUCGUGACCCACAUCCAGAACUCCACCGAGCCUGGCCGCAUCAGCUUCGUGGGCCACUCACUGGGCACCAUUAUCAUCCGUUCGGCCCUGGCUCGGCCGCAGAUGAAGCCGUUCCUGAACAAACUGCACACGUUCCUGUCUCUCAGCGGGCCGCAUCUCGGCACGCUGUAUAACUCCAGUGGGCUGGUUAAUGCUGGAAUGUGGUUCAUGCAGAAAUGGAAGAAAUCCGGCUCGCUACUCCAACUCUCUCUCAAAGACCAGCCUGACCCGCGUCGCUCCUUCCUCUACCGACUCAGCGAGAGGAGUCAGUUGCACUACUUCAAGCACAUCCUGCUGUGUGGCUCGGGGCAAGACAGAUACGUCCCUCUUCAUUCAGCCCGCCUGGAGCUGUGCAAGGCGGCGGCCAAGGAUACGUCGCUGCUCGGGCAGGCGUAUAGAGAGAUGGUCCACAACAUGGUAUCACCCCUCGCAGCCCGCGCCUCCUCAGUAGCAGUCGUCCGCUACGACGUGCAACACGCUCUACCGCACACCGCCAGCGCUCUCGUCGGCCGAGCAGCGCAUAUAGCUGCUUUAGACUCCGACCUGUUUAUUGAGAAGUUCCUUCUGGUUUCCGCGCUGAAGUACUUUAGGUAA